Messenger RNA from Marasmius oreades (fairy-ring Marasmius), 3945 nucleotides. RefSeq lists its product as uncharacterized. The coding region runs from base 882 to 3788 and encodes 968 amino acids. Lineage: Eukaryota; Fungi; Basidiomycota; Agaricomycetes; Agaricales; Marasmiaceae. The transcript has 5 exons. The record is from RefSeq and is a predicted model, not a curated record.
CCGGAUAGGACAGUCCAGGGUAUAUGCCCCCCUCCUAGUGUGUCGCGCUUCUUCUCACCUUCAUCAGCGCAUUACCUUCUAUGAUCCCUCCUCCCGUUUAUCUGCAUUUCCCAUCUGUCGAAUGUGAUGGCUCAAAUGACAGAUGGUUUCUGGACGGGCGUUUACAGGUGACUUGAAUAUUGGGGAGACAUUGGAGUACUUAUAGGUUCACAGGGGUAUUUUUGCAAUAACUAUUCUGAAUUAUUCAACGAAUGUGGUACACUCGCUCCGGGAAUCAACGACAAUCUUUCUGUCUGCGAACAGAGAGCAAGGGUGGCUAUUUCCGACCUUCUGGUCGACCAGCUGGUUACGCUGAUACUGGCAGAUAUCGGGAUGCAAGUGCCACCUGACCAAAAUCCAGUUCAAUCAAUCAAAGCAGCGGUUAGCGGCAGUGUCGUGGCUCAACGCAUUCAAUUAGUCAACAUUUUCCGUGCUUGCAGUAGGUAUGUACUCGAUUCCACGUCGAUCUCUUCCACUUAGAACAAGUGGAGCGAUCUCGUUACAGCUCAAUGAGAAAUAACCGGAACCAAACUGGUCAAAUUUGGCUAUUCAACCACACGAUUCAACCACACUAUUCAAACUGCAACAAAAAUGUUGGACCGGUGGAAAACAAUGAUAUCCUGAUGUGCUCUCAUGAUGAAUAGACACAUGAACUGGUAUCAUCAUCAGCGGUCUUGACGCGUUUUGGUAUACAGUUUGCCCAUGAUGAUGGGAAUUCUCCCCUUCGUCUUUCUCUCCCAUCUUCUUUUCUUUUUCUACCAUUUUGGUGUCAGGACAUCGUUAACUUUUUGUGUGUACUGUCCUCUUCUCAGGAGGCUCGUCAUUCGUUAUCCUAUUUCGGGAUGUUCGAUGACACCUCCAUGUAUUCCCCUCUUUCUCGACUCUUCGUUAUCCUAUUAUUACUAUUCUCCGUCCAGGCAAGAACGCUCCCCUCCCGCAACGUCACAGUCGAUGACUCAGAUCCGCAAAUAUUUUACUCUCCUGGUUGGAAGGAAUGCAAGACUUUGAAUACGGAGCGCAUGGAGUUUGGAAAGAAAUGUCACUGGAGUGAUCGAGAUGAUGCAUACGCCGAAUUUACGUUUAUAGGUGUUGCUGUCUACUUGUUAUCGCCAUCGUGGAUGUAUCCUGUCAGGGUACAAAUAACCGUCGAUUCCGAUUUAGUCGAUUUUCAGGACUGGGAAAUCUCUAGGGGAAGGGAGAACAUUGCUUGGGCUGUCAGUGGGCUUGAGAAUGGCACACAUACGUUGCGCAUCGAAAAAGGGGAACAAGCGCAGUACGUGGUGUUGGAAGCGUUGAUUUACACCUCCACGACUAUCCCUGGUCCAGGAUCAAGAUAUCAUCAUGCACGGUCAUUCGAGGCGUCAUCUCCUGAUCAAACUUCAUUACUGAAUACCAGUACACCGUCCAUCACAACCCUCUAUCGACGCGAUGACCAACAGUCAAAGCAACCUGUCAUCGUAGGUGCUGUUGUCGGCCUCUGUAUCGCGCUUAUCGGAGUUGGCCUAGCCAUCGUGUUCAUCCGAUACCGCAAAACUAUCCUAGCAAAGUACGGACAUCUUAUUGGUAUUCCAACUAUCGUCGGUGAUGAAACGCUGCCUACGGAUUCCACGACACGCUCCCCGCAGAUGGCGCCCACAAGAUUUUCGACUCCGCUGCAUGCUGCCUUCACUGCGCCGGAGACGGAAGCCAGAAAUGCCAGGCCCGCGAUGCCUGGGUUUGACCCUGGUACCAUGCGCCACGAGAAAGCACUCCCGUCACCUCCUUCUCAAACCAGCUCAACGACCCCAACUAGUAUAUUUGCUCGGAACCUUUCAAGGCUUGGCUCCAAACGUCGACUUCCCGGCCCUUCACUCACGGUGCAGGUGAUAAACAGUGGUGACAACUUGAAAACGAAUCCUACCAAGUCAACGUCAUCUUCCUUUUUUCCUAAACCAGUUCAUGAAACGGAAAACUGUCCGACGAGAUCCAAUAGAUCGUACUCCGUGAUAUCUCAACUCGAUGGAGGAAGUGAGAAACCUUUACAGGAACCUAAAAACCCACAUCCUCCGCGCUCUGAGAUGCUUCCAUCAUCUACCAUCGCCGGAAGUCGUCCUACCGACGAGACACAAGGAAAAGGUGUACCUAAUAAUCCUAGACAUGGAAGUCAAUCUUCUGCUUCCACUGGUAUGGAUACAGAAUCCCCCCUCUCAUCUUCACCUGAGAUUCUUGGAAAACACCACUUCCCUCCGAGAAACAGUCUCAAGAACCUAUCAGUAAGGACACAGCUCACCUCCAUCACGGAAACCCCAAUUCCGGGACGCUCCAGCGCCACAGAUAGCCCUUCGAGCAGCAAAAGUGUGAAACCGCCAUUUAAACGUAAAUCCGACGGUCGACUUCGCGUAGAGAAGGACAAACAACGACGGAGACAUCGUAGAGUUCUUGUAUCACCUAGUGGACCUCGGGAUCUGUAUAGUGAUCUAUCCUCUCGACCUUCCUCUCGGGUUGUCAGCUCCGUUUCGAACUCUGCAAGGGCGUCAACGAUAAUGGAUUUAGAACCAUCCAUUAACCCUGUACAUAUGCCUCGGAAUUUACCUCGCCCUUUACCGCCAAGACCUAACAUACCUACUCCGUCAUCCACUGAGAAUAGAUCAGAAACACCCCUCCCACCUUAUCCUAUUGGCAGCGAACUUCUGCCUUUGUACUUUGAAAAGAGCAAACGCGUUUCGAGGAAAAGUCUCAGGCCACCGCCGUUUUCAGCUACCUCGAACAGACACUUUCUCCCCUCUCCGCCACCUUCCGCCACCUCUUCCGGUGACAUCGACAUCGCCCCCGUUAAUCAAACAACCCCAUUACCGAGACCUCUUCCUGUUGUCGUUGAGAAACGGGCCUCUCGUAUUUCACCCCGCAAGCUGCCUAACCGCCCCAGAGCCUUCACAGAUUCUGCCCCCUCAAAUACCCGGUUACCGACGACGACACAUAACAAACAGAAUAGAUCUAUUGAUUUGCCCUUGUCACAGCAGGCCCGUAAUCCUGCCACGAGUCUCGUACCCAAGGAGGAGGUACCCAAGGACGCACCCAAAGUCAAUCAAGUGAAACCGAAGAAAUCCUCAGAUUCCUCUGUCUCGGCUGUCUCUUCGGCGUCUCGUUUACAACGGGCUCCUUUUCUCCAAUCGAGGUCAGCACCGUUAUUCACGAUGCAGGAUCUUCUUUUGGAUUCCGAAAGACAUCCUCCGACCAGUGUGCCUUCAACUCCCCAGUUGAACUCGUGGUCAGAUUCGGGCACGUACCGUUAUACUAAGUCAAUUCCAGGGGUGGAGGAUGAUACCGAGAGAUCAGAGACAGGAACUUCUGGUGACGAUAGGCUUGCUUCGUCAUGGUCUACGCUUCUACCGGCCCCUUCAGGUCCUUUGACUUCAACAACACCUUUGAAUAUUGUAUCUGUGGAGAAGAGGAAGAUAAGCAGGGUACCUCCUCCGUUGAUUAAAUUGGAUCCUACAAUACCAGAGAAAGCAGAAGUUCAGGAGAGAGACCAGUCAUCCCCGUCGCUCGCUACCGUAAGCCGCAUUCCAACGACAGCUAGAGUCAACAUUCCGCCUCCGCCUCACACACCACCUCCGCCCACACCACCUACACCACCUACACCACGUCGGAGAGCGAAAGUAUGGGAUGAUCUCGGUCGUAGAAGGGGGGACCGGAUCACUCCUCCGACUCGAGAUGAUUCGUUAUUCGCUACAACGACGAAUAUGGGUGGAUCAGCCUAUUCUGUUUGAUAUGAGAAUAACUGGGACUAUAUUAAUAGUAUUUCGAUCUUAACUUAUGCGUUAGCGUCACGGUUGUAUAGUGGCACUCGAUAUACCGAUGGAAUGGCAUCCAUUCGUGAUUCGGUGCUUUGAAUAUCAGAGAUCCCAAGCGGUCCGGUGAUUUGGC